GUGUGACAGUGAACCACGAAACCAUACAAUAGACACUCCUUACUUGAGUUAUGCCAAAUUAGUGUGAUCAAAAGGUUUGUUAUCGGCAAUGGUUGAUGUAAAUAACUUAACUUGUCAAACCUGUAACAACGUGGGUCUUGGUGAUGGUUCUGAUGGCUUCUUCUAUUGCCUUCGGUGUGGCUGUCAGUACGAGGAUGUCAUUGACACCGCUGUUGAUGACGAUGAUAUCUUUAAUAAGGGAGGAGAAACUGGUGGAGCCGCUGUCUACUUGGCCAGUCACCAACGCCAGCGAUCUGUUGCAAUCAAAGUCGAACCCAUUUCUCAGUAUGAUUCUUUCUAUGAUUCCCAGUCCAAUUUCGUUAGGAAUCUGGGGUUAGAAGAUGAAACUCCUCAGCGAGAUUAUCAUGGUCAAGUUAAAAGCGAGGAAUUUGAUUAUGCUCAGUUUGAUCAGGCAAGUCCUUCUGUUCCUGCUGAUUUUGGAGGCUUGAAAGUUCCAAGCUUUGAAGACUACCACAAUGAGAUAAGGAUGCGGUAUGUGAUGGGGUUGCAGAUGAUGAUUGAGCUUCAGUGUGAAGCAUUGGUGAAGGAGUUUAAGGUUACCCCUUUAAUAUGUGGCUUGAUUGGGCCAAUCUGGCUGAGGUUUGUCUCCAGGACUGGUGUUUUUGAUGAUGACUGGCCUGAUAAAGUAAUCCAUGACUCUGAGAUGCAGAACGAAGAUGAACCAGGAGAUUACAAGCUGCGUGCUCAAUACAAAUCAGAACCCCACAACAUAUUUGGUCAGCGAGCUGUGAUGAUUUGGUUUAGGUCUUUAAAGAAGAGAAUUCCACUAGCUUGUACUAUUGCUGUUUCAUUUCUGGCAUGUCAUGUUGCCAGGGAAGCUAUCCUGCCGUCCAACAUGAUGAAAUGGACACGUGAAGGGAAGCUUCCAUAUUUUUCUGCUUUUGUGGAAAUUGAAAAGCGCAUGGGACACCCGUCAAGUGCAUGUCCUAUUAGUUCAAGUGUUAUGUUCAGGCCUCAGCGAGCUGUUCAGAUACAGAAGUUAGAGUCAUUUGCUGCAUCCAUUGCUCAGUUCAUAGGCUUGGAGUUACCUCCUGUAAACUUUUAUGCAAUAGCUUAUCGUUAUCUUCAAAUAUUAUCACUUCCUGUUGAAAAGAUUCUUCCUUAUGCAUGCCGUAUAUAUGAAUGGUCAAUGCCUCCAGAUUUGUGGUUAUCCUUAUCCUCAAAUUAUUUUAGGGUACCGACUCAUGUAUGUGUUAUGUCAAUUCUGGUAGUAGCAAUAAGGAUAUUGUAUAACAUAAAUGGUUUUGGAGAAUGGGAGAAAAGUUUGUCCUGUACUGAUGGUGCCAAAGACAACAGUGAAAUGGGUAAUGCUUUUGCCUCUCAUAAUGAACCUGAUUUAGGUAAAGACUCAGCUGAAGAUCCCGUUGGAUCUCGAAAACACGAAUUGGAUUCUGUUGGUCUUCUCCAACACCUUCAAGCAAGAUAUAAUGAGAUUGCAGAUACCUAUGGGUAUUCCAAGGACUUGCCAACAUAUCUCAAAUACUGUAGGGAUGUUGUCUUUGCUGGAUCAGAACCAUCUUAUGGGAAUCAUGAGGAAGAAAAUAUGAUACAAUACCUAUGGAAUUUUUAUCAGAAUGAGAAUAUUAAACCAUCAGAACAUGUUGAGCAAUCUAAUACUUCUUUGAACCAAACAAUGUCACGGGAAAAAGGAUGCAUUAGCAGGGCAUCUGAGGCAAAGAUUAGAAAAGAAAGUUCUAAUGAACCCUCUCCUAAUGAUGGCACCUGCCUUGAAGAUGACUUGUCUGGAAGUGUGGGUGAUGGUUGUUCCUAUGAGAGUUUGCAAAACAGUGAAGACUCAGAUUCCCAUGAGCACAGUUCAGGAAAAUCUCAUGCCAAGGAAGCCAUUAGACAGAUGAAAUUAGACAUGGAGGAGAACAGGUUUUGUUAUAUACCACCUAGUGUUAAGCUGAAAAAACUUGAUUACAUUCACUAUGUGCGGAAGAGAGAUGAAGGUGCCCUGACCUAUGUUGCUCAUGCUGAUUAUUACAUUUUGCUUCGGGCUUGUGCCAGGAUUGCACAAGUUGACAUUCGGAUUUUGCAUAUUGGUGUGUUGAAACUUGAGAGAAGGCUUGCUUGGUUGGAGAAUCGAAUUGAUCAAUGCUUACAUUUGAAACCUUCUAAUCUUUCAUGUCAGUUUUGUAGUGUUAAGGCCACGGAAAAUGUAUCUGAUGAUAUUCCUGGACAAUUAAAUUUGAAUACUUGAGGAUUUAUUCUUCAUUCUUAUUGGCAAUUUAACUAGUAACAACUGGAAUUG
This is a messenger RNA of Abrus precatorius (Indian licorice), 2314 nucleotides long. Its product is annotated as TATA box-binding protein-associated factor RNA polymerase I subunit B. The transcript is spliced from 4 exons. Gene Ontology annotation, cellular component: RNA polymerase transcription factor SL1 complex; RNA polymerase I core factor complex. Lineage: Eukaryota; Viridiplantae; Streptophyta; Magnoliopsida; Fabales; Fabaceae. Gene Ontology annotation, biological process: RNA polymerase I preinitiation complex assembly; nucleolar large rRNA transcription by RNA polymerase I. Gene Ontology annotation, molecular function: RNA polymerase I core promoter sequence-specific DNA binding. The record is from RefSeq and is a predicted model, not a curated record. Bases 89 to 2263 code for a protein of 724 amino acids.